Sorghum bicolor (sorghum) is the source of this 1050-nucleotide messenger RNA. Its product is annotated as peptidyl-prolyl cis-trans isomerase CYP19-3. Lineage: Eukaryota; Viridiplantae; Streptophyta; Magnoliopsida; Poales; Poaceae. The coding region runs from base 174 to 701 and encodes 175 amino acids. Gene Ontology annotation, molecular function: peptidyl-prolyl cis-trans isomerase activity. The transcript is spliced from 2 exons. Gene Ontology annotation, biological process: protein folding; protein peptidyl-prolyl isomerization. The record is from RefSeq and is a predicted model, not a curated record.
UCUCUCGCAAACCCUAAACCCCUCCUCUCCCUUUAUCUUUGCUUGCCUCCUCUGCCCACAAGCCACACCCGCCGCCGCCUCUUCUUCUUCCCGCCGCCGCCGCCGCCGCCGAAGAGUCCAAGACCUGCGACCUGUUGAGCUGAGAACAGAGCAAAGCCGAGAAGGCAUCCGCCAUGGCCAAGAACCCCAAGGUGUUCUUCGACAUCCUAAUCGGCAAGUCCCAGGCCGGCCGCGUCGUGAUGGAGCUCUUCGCCGACAAGGUGCCCAAGACGGCCGAGAACUUCCGCGCCCUGUGCACGGGCGAGAAGGGCCUGGGCUCCUCGGGGAAGCCGCUGCACUACAAGGGCUCCGCCUUCCACCGCAUCAUCCCCAGCUUCAUGUGCCAGGGCGGCGACUUCACCCGCGGCAACGGCACCGGCGGGGAGUCCAUCUACGGCGCCAAGUUCGCCGACGAGAACUUCAAGCUGCACCACACGGGGCCCGGCGUGCUCUCCAUGGCCAACGCGGGGCCCAACACCAACGGCUCCCAGUUCUUCAUCUGCACCGCGCAGACGUCCUGGCUUGACGGCAAGCACGUCGUCUUCGGCAAGGUGGUCGAUGGCUACGCCGUCGUGCAGAAGAUGGAGGCCGUCGGCUCUGGGUCCGGUGCCACGUCCCAGACCGUAGUCAUCGAGGACUGCGGCCAACUUGCUCACGACUGAGUGCCUUGCUCAGCUGUCUCGAGUUUCAUUGUAGCCAAAUGAACGGAUAAAUAAAUUUGAUUAGAUUAGUUUUGAUUUAUGAGAUGCUCAGACUUGUAUUGUAUACCACACAUCGGCGUCCGUCGGAAACAUAGACCUUGCUGAGCUGUCUCGAGUUGUUCCGGCGCUAAGGGCAGUUUUAGUGGGGCUUUUAUCAGAAUAUCAUGUACAUUUAUUAUAACGUUAUGUCAGUAAAACUGUAUUUUUUCAUGAAAUGAAGAGGAGAGAGAAGUAGUUUCACCACGGUGAAACUCCGCGGGCGUUGUUUUCCACGCGGUGAAGCGCGGGCGUUGUUUCCCACGUGGUGAAA